This is a messenger RNA of Perca flavescens (yellow perch), 1945 nucleotides long. RefSeq names its product IKAROS family zinc finger 2 (gene ikzf2). Gene Ontology annotation, molecular function: RNA polymerase II cis-regulatory region sequence-specific DNA binding; DNA-binding transcription factor activity. The coding region runs from base 223 to 1794 and encodes 523 amino acids. The transcript has 9 exons. Lineage: Eukaryota; Metazoa; Chordata; Actinopteri; Perciformes; Percidae. Gene Ontology annotation, biological process: regulation of transcription by RNA polymerase II. The record is from RefSeq and is a predicted model, not a curated record.
CAAACUACCUUUCAGUCCGCGCUGCAUGGCGGGCUAGAAUGAAGUCUAUUCCAAACCGACACAUUCAGUCGGGAUCAAUGUGCAAGUUCAUGGGAUUAUAUAAACUCCUACGUGUUUAAGGGAGGUGGAGACAACUUACCACCCCCUCCCACCGUCCUUGACUGAAAUUACCAAAUCUUUUUGCACAGGGGAGACACUUGAAGCACUCCCAAAGAACUCGAAAUGGAGGCUCCCGAUGGUUACUGUGCUAGUAACGGCCAAUGCUCUCCCGGUAAGGAGAACUCGAGAAUGUUGGCGGAUACAUCAACACCUAAUGGACAGACAGUUCCUCAGGGUCCUAAUUCCCCUAGUGAACUGACAAUUAAACAAGAGGAAGAAACAGCGGAGGAGGCUGACAACAGAAGCCCAGGACUUGGUGAAAUAGGUGAAACUGGGGAGGAAGGAGUAGCAUUGGAGGAAUCCAUGACUGGCAGCCCAAACAAUUUACAGGAUGGAUUAUCUGAGCCAAACAUGACAGCUGAUGGAGGAAGUCGACAACCAAACGGUGACAGGCCGUUCCAGUGUAACCAGUGUGGCGUCUCAUUCACCCAGAAGGGAAACCUGCUGCGACACAUCAAGCUGCACACAGGCGAAAAACCCUUCAAAUGCCCCUUCUGCAGCUACGCCUGCCGGCGGCGCGAUGCCCUCAGUGGGCAUUUGCGCACUCAUGCUGUUGGCAAACCACACAAGUGUAACUACUGUGGGCGAAGCUACAAACAGCGCACUUCCCUGGAGGAACAUAAAGAGCGCUGCCAUAGUUACCUGCAGACUAUCAGCUUGGAUCCCAACACCAGCACUGGCCCUUACACAGGUGAGGUCCCUAAAGAGCCGAGGCCCAUGGCAGAGCCCAACACCAUGGCUACCUUUGAUCGGCCGCCUGUUAUUGAAAGGCUGCACAGCAAUGUGGGCAAGAGGAAGAGCACCACGCCUCAGAAAUUUGUGGGUGAAAAGAUGGUACGCUACAGGUACCCUGAACUAGGCUAUGAGAUGGGCCUCAAGUAUGAGAAGCAACAUGAACUGAUGUCGGCCCACAUGAUGGAUCAGGCCAUCAGCAAUGCCAUAACAUACCUAGGAUCGGACACUCUUCGGCCCAUACUGCACCAUCCAGGCCCUCCUAUCUCUAUGGCUGAAGGUGUGCCCAUGGUCCCCCCCCUCUUCCACCAUGUCCUGCCAUUGGGCCAACGAACAGAGCGUCCAGGAAACUGUGACACGCUGCCACCACAGCCACCUCAGCCCCAUGAAUUCCCCAGCCAUCCCACCACAAAUGGCCCCACUGCUUUAACCAGGCAGGGCAAACUGCGCCAGCCAGGGCAAGAAGAAUCUCCCAGCAACAGUGGAGUUGAUUCUGCUGACUCAGCUCGCAGCAGCCCUCACGAGAGGCAGGGCUACCACGGGAACAACCCCACUACCGGCCUCAGGUCUCGAGCCAGUCCAGCGGUGGUUUAUUCAGGUGAGCGGGUGACAGAAGCAUCACCCAGAAGUGUGGCAGGAAUGAGGACUGGAAUAAUGCGAGUGGCCACAGAGAGGCCUGUGAACCAGGAAGGGGUGCGGGUGUUUGGACGAGAGGGCCAAGAGUUGAGAGCCUUCCAGUGCGAGCAUUGUCGGGUGCUCUUCCUGGACCAUGUCAUGUACACCAUCCACAUGGGUUGCCACGGAUACAGAGAACCAUUGGAGUGCAACAUCUGUGGUCACCGCAGCAAAGACCGCUAUGAGUUCUCCUCUCACAUAGUUCGUGGUGAACACACCUUCCAGUAAGAGGAUGGGUAGGAAUUAAGGGACAAAGAAGGGAAAGGAGCAAUAGCCUCAUAUUCAUUCUUAGACUGCACAGUUGAAUGGCACUGUGGACAAGUGUAGCACAAUCAUAGCAUAGACUUCUUUUUAAGCUGCUUAUUGUGAAUCUGAACAG